Messenger RNA from Zea mays, 5128 nucleotides. RefSeq names its product glutathione S-transferase T2-like. The transcript has 2 exons. Lineage: Eukaryota; Viridiplantae; Streptophyta; Magnoliopsida; Poales; Poaceae. Bases 3621 to 4691 code for a protein of 356 amino acids. The record is from RefSeq and is a predicted model, not a curated record.
CGUUGGAACAAAGGCGCUUCUUUGGCCGAUCGUUGAAUGUGGGGCGAGCAUAUUUAGUUACAGGCUUAAAAUCACUCUCUGGGAUGUCUUUCCACACCUGCAGAAUUUCACUGCGAACCAAGUUGAUUGAAUGAAAAGCGGGAGCAGAGGAUGUCCAUUUCUGUCAAAGAUCGAUGACAUAUUGAUAUAUGUGAUAGGGUUAAUAGUUACUGCGAGGUCGAAUUUGGAAACCGAUGCGCUGAGAACAUGCGUCAGUGGCCGUUUCUCUUGCGGUCUCUCCCGUAUGCUGCGCUUUUCCGGUCAAAAUAUUGGUUUGCUGGUGUCAUCUGAAUGCGUUAGUUGUAUUUCUAUGGUGGCUACUGCUUGUUGUCACUUUCAACAUGUUUUUUGCCCAGCCGCUCUGGUGGUUUGCCAACGCCAUCCAGAUUGGGUUUCUGCGCAUCGCGUUGGGUGAGAGCAUGGCCUUGACUAUAUGUGUCAGUGCAAGGAUUGACCAGCAUGGGGCAGCCGCGGUUUCAACCUGCAGCGUUGUCAGUACUGUCUGUUUAAGACUGACUGCAGCGCUCCCCCAGUCCCCCUUCCCCUUCCCUCCCCUAUCACUGUACACGAAAUAGGGGACACUGUUCACCCUUUGAGGCCGCAGCUAGGGGUGGUAAUGGGCUAUAAACUUUACACUGCAAAUUUUAAGGGUCGAAUCGGAUUAGGAUCGGGCCUUAUUCUUAUUCAUUUUUGAACUAAUAUUAUUUGAGGGCCUUAACUUUUUGUGAAGAAGCAUUUGGAUCGUGAUCCAUUACCACCCCUAGCCGCAGCGCUCGCUGCUACCCGCCCCCUCCGCCGCGACCCUCCUCUCUCUCAGGCUAUCCGCAUCGGUUCCCCCUAAAAUUUUCCCCCUAUAUCACUUUUUUGCGUCACAUCAUCAACAUUUCACCCUCUAUUUUUUCAUCUCCCGCAGCGGUUCCCCCUAAAUACUCCCCCUAUACCCAACUACAACUAUAAAAUAUCAUUUUCUAUAUCUACUAUCAAUUUUUUAUCUACUAACAAUUACUCGUGGACCCACAGCACGGUGUCGUAGGGGAUGAACAGUGAACCCCUGGAUUGAGGGGGAGAGAGAAGGGGACCGCGCGCUAGGGGGCUCGGUAGAGCUGGCCGUUGCAGGUGGUAGAGGGCAACUGUUGCCCCUAGCGCAUGAAUAGUAAUAGGGGAGGGAGGGUAUAGAGUGCACCAUUGCAGUUAGUCUCACGCCAGAUGCAGGGCGUCACUGUGCACCCCCCUCGCCUGCUUCACGCGGAAGACUCCGCCCGCGCCACCGACCGGAACCUUCGUGCUCCUCUUCUCUCCCGUUCGAGGCGUCUGCGAUUCGGCGAUUUCCGGCGAGGCGGCGGCGAUUCCUCCGCGGGAAGGUUGCGUCCGCGCCGGUCCCCGUCGGGUCUGUGGAAGACGAAGUGGAGGUGGUGAGCAACCAGCUCCGGUCGCGACCGAAGACGAAGCAGCCGGAAAUCCGACUCCAUCGAGGUUCCUCGCGAGCGCUUGCUUCGUUUGCCGCUCCGAGCAUCGACGCGUUCCUCGGAUCCGGAAAUCUUCGCUUCGAUUCCUCUUAUUUCCGCCCAAAUCUUCGGAUCUUCAGGUACGCCCUUCGACUCCUAAUGUUUCUGUUCUUCUUGCGCACAUCUUUGAUGAACUAAUUACUACACCAAUCAACUAAUCCUUUCAACCAUAAUUGAUUUCAUCCGACAACACCCGAUUUAUCCCCGGUUCAAAGAACUCCACGGAUCUGGUGUGCCUUUUAGGGUUACACAUUUCUAUGGUACUCACCCGCUGAAUAACCUCCAUAUUAACUGGAACGAAUGGUAGUGCAAAGUAUUACGGCCUAAUGGUCUGCAGAUUGCAUUAAUUUGUAAUCCGUACACUACGGCUUCACUUCGAUAGUGCCUAAAACUGUCAAGUCUUGUGCGAAUAAAUUUUGGAUCCCCACUGUCCAGAACAACAGCUCAUUUUACUAAAGUACCAGAAAGAUUCAUCGUAGGGUCAGGCGAAAUGUGUUACCUUAGCCAACCAAGGGUAAUGGUCAUUGUUUAUUAAACUUCUUAAAACUGUCAUGAACAUAUCAGAGGGUCCAUUACUUCCUUAGUUAGUAUGAAUCUUGUUCAUUAUAAUUGUUAGGUGUAUGUCGUCCCUUAUUGUAUUCCUCUACUUCAUCCUAAAUUUUUUGUCACCCUUGUAUACGACUAGAGGAUACAUAAAUAUUGUGGACCUUCAUAUAGUUGGUUUGUAUAUUGUUACAACAACUACUUUAUGUUUUGUUGUAGUAAUGUGUACAACCCUCACCUUUUUCACAAUAUCUGUCCAUGAACAUUUUGUUUUGUUCAGCAACUUAUGGUAUGAGCACACAGUUCUUUAUUAUGUAAAUUAUGUUUCUGCUUACAUGGAGUACAUUGCUUGUUUUUUUGUAUCCUUCAAUGUUUUGUACAACCCUCACAUUAAAGUUAUGUUUCUGCUUACAUGGAGUGCAUUGCUUGUUUUUUGUAUCCUUCAAUGUUUUCUACAACCCUGACAUUAAAGUUUUGUUUCUGCUUUACAUGGAGUGCAUUGCUUGUAUAUUCUAUCCAUGAACUAACGAUACAACAAGUUUCUAUAUGUCAAUAGCCAGCAAUGAUAAACAUCUCUAUACACUACUACUCAAUUUUAUUUAAUUUUCAUUGUCACACGUUGCCCUUACCAGUCAUAACAUUUUCAGUGUUAUACUUCAGUACAUUUGUUAUGUUCCUUCCUGCUAUAUGACUGCUACAUUUCAAAUCAUUACAUGUCGCAGCCAACAAAUUUGUUAAUGGUUUUGGGAAGUAUUUAAUUCGUAUAGCCUUUAUGGUAUAUAAGGAAAUGCACGUGUUUGUUCAUAUAUUAUUCUUUGCAGCACAGUUCCGAAUGGCAUCCUCGAAAGAAGAUACCAUGAAGUCUUUGGUUAAAGUACUUGUCGACUGUGCUGAGGAUGCCACAAAAUCCCUUCGUGGAUUAGUAGAUCAUGCAUUAGACCACAUGCAUGACGAAGAGAUAUUAGCUAGAACCCUCUUUGCCAUGAAAGAAAAACUUGAUUUGCUUCACCAAGAUGCCUUAGAGGCUAAAGUCCAAGCUUUUCCUGAAAUUGCUAAGUACGAGGGGGAUGACAUAAGUGUUGAACCGACAUCUCCUUCGACCCCUCCAACAGUUACUGAACCAUCUGUCGACGAAGAGGAGUUCUACUGCCCGGAUGUGAGUGAUGAGUGGUACUUCAGCGACUCAGAUAGGUCAACUCGUAAUAGCUACUGGAAUAUUUAUUAGCUCCAUGUAUUCCACCAGUAGAAGCAGGAUAGCCUUUUGAACAUCCAAGUACUCGGGGUGUCCUACUUGUCAUGUUGUCGAACUAAUCCUGUGAUGUAUGUCUAAGUCUCAAUGCUACCUCGUGAACUUAAGUUAGUAUGAUGUUAAGAUCCUUCUAGUAUGUGAACUCUGGUGACUCUAAAAUGUUCUAAUGCUGCUGUUCGUCGUGAAUAAGUUCAAGACAUGAUUAUAUUAUUAUUAUCGUUGUUCAUAUGCUUUGUCUGAUGUUUAUGUACCUCGUUUUGUCGAUUGGCUUCACUUUAUAACAUAUGACUAAAUGUGUGCCAUCUCCACAUAUCCUAGCAUGGACCCUGCCAACAAUGCGACAUCGUCGCAGGCGAUGUCAAAUCCCUCAAAUGCCCAGCAAUUUCCCCCCCCCACCCCCUUUAUGGCCAACGGGCUACAUGCACCAGAAUCCUGUCGAUUGCAACAUCAUGGGAAACAUUAAUUUUCCUAGUCCUGGUCAAGGUCCAACUACAAUGUGGGCUCCAAUUCAGCCAGGGAAUACUAGUUCCCAAUCUACCAUGAUUCCUGCUCCGCAAUCUGCACUCUAUUGGAAUCACUACAUGAAUUUUGUGAGGAACCCUCUUGGUUCAGUUGGAGUGAGUCCAUACACAGAUUCUUAUCCUGCAUCACAUACAAGUACACCGUUGCAGGGUUCGAACACUAUACAUCAAUUGCCUGUAAACUUGGAGUCAGAUGCUGAACACAGUGUUCAGGACAUCAAUAGUCCAGGGAAAAAUGCACCUCCUGUUCAAAAGCAAAAGAAAUCCAAGGAACAAAACUUUACAGCACCAGAAGACAUACUCCUUUGUUCUACAUGGUUGCAAAUAAGUAGUGACCCUAUUGUCCAUACUGGACAAAGGAGGGAAGGUCUUUGGGCCAGAAUUGAAAAAAGGUACAAUGAACAAAGGGGGGAAUUUCCUUGUAGACUUAACAGAGCACUUAGCAGCAGAUGGGACAAGAUCAGGGCUGAUGUCAGUAAAUUCUCUGGAUACUACGCUAGAGUCCUAAGAGAGAAACAAAGUGGUAUAAGUGACGAGGAUAAGACGUCGAAGGCAGCUACUUUGUUCGCUCAUGAGGAGAACAAACCAUUCCAUUAUAUGCACUGCUGGCAUAAAUUGAAGGGGGAACCGAAAUGGGAGAGCAUAUGUCAAGGACAUUCGUUUAGAGGAUUACAUGCAAGAUCAAUACCAUCUUCGGGGUGUCCAUCAGUGGAAGCACCAGAGACUGACAGUGGGUCGGCUGGGUUGACAGGAAAAAGGCCCCGUGGGCGUGAUUACAGUAAAGUUGAAAGAAAGAAAGGUGCAUCAUCUUCGUCUCCUGAAUACUUAAGCUGACUACAAGAAAUUACUGAAAAACAAAUACAGAGGUCCAUAGAAAAAGGGAAAAAAAGAAAAGAGCAGUGAAGAAGACAGGGAGAUACAGAAGAAGAGAUUGGAAUUGGAAGCACAAAAGUUAAGCAUUCGACAAAGGGAACUCAAACUUGAAGAACUCGAAUUGGCAAACAAACGUUUGCAGAUGCUUCUGUCGACAAACGAAGAAGAUGUUGAUCCUGAAGUUUGGAUAAUCAUGAAGGAACAGAAAAAAAAUUACAGCGGUUUAUAUUUACUUUUGAGGCAUCCUGAACGGUUCUGUUACAUUUGCGCGAGAGUGCUGUUGAGACUUGUUGAGACAAUUUAUCUUAGUUCCUUUAAGAAACUUUUUUUAGAACACUAUUUGUUUGGUCGAACCAGUCUAUGUUAAGUUGUUUCCUGUUGUAUUAGACAAUAAUGAA